This is a messenger RNA of Trichechus manatus latirostris (Florida manatee), 1729 nucleotides long. It is a transcript of the gene FAM110A, whose product is annotated as family with sequence similarity 110 member A. Bases 286 to 1173 code for a protein of 295 amino acids. NCBI's taxonomy places the organism in Eukaryota, Metazoa, Chordata, Mammalia, Sirenia, Trichechidae. The record is from RefSeq and is a predicted model, not a curated record. The transcript has 2 exons.
CUUCGCUCCAGCGGGGGCCUUCGGAAAAUCAAGGCAUCUCCACUCGGGUGGAAAAGGCAGCUCGAAGAGGCCCUCGGGGUUGGGGCCUCCCGGGCCGCGUUGGGAGCGGCCACUCCCAGCCCGGGUCCGAGCUGUCAGCCUUUCCGAGACCUGCGGUAGAGGAACGACGACUCGCGUAGCGCGGAUUCCAGCCGUCACCGACUUCCAGCUGCCAGCUUUCUGCCGGAUCUGCCUCCUCAUCUCUCCAGACUCCUUAGACCGAGGACCUCGGGGUAUGUAACAGCCAUGCCUGUGGACACACUGGACCCUGGGUCCCCGGCUUCCCCGGCCCUACCUUUCCACCUGCGGACCAAGGUCCCUGGCUACCUGCUGCGGCGGCCAGCAGACGGUGGAGCCCGGAAACCCAGUGCUGUGGAACGCCUGGAGGCGGACAAAGCCAAGUAUGUCAAGAGCCUGCAUGUGGCCACCACCCGCCAGGAGCCUGUGCAGCCCCUGCUGUCCAAACAACCACUCUUCAGCCCUGGGACUCGCCGCACAGUGCUCACUCCUAGCCGUCGAGCCCUGCCCGGCCCUGGCCGCCGGCCCCAGCUGGACCUGGACAUCCUUAGCAGCCUCAUCAACUUGUGUGACAGUCCUGUGUCCCCUGCUGAGGCCAGCCGGACCCCUGGGCGGGCAGAGGGAACCCGUCAGGACCUUCCAGCCACCCCUCCACGGCCACCACCCAGCACAGCUGCCGUCCGCCGAGUGGAUGUCCGCCCCCUGCCUGCCUCAUCUGCCCAGCCCUGCCCAUCACCAGGCAGUGCCGCUGCCUCCAGCCCUGCCAGGCCACCAGGUUUGCAGCGCUCCAAGUCGGACCUGAGUGAGCGCUUCUCCAGGGCAGCAGCUGACCUUGAGCGCUUUUUUAACUUCUGUGGCCUGGACCCAGAGGAGGCACGGGGGCUGGGUGUGGCCCACCUGGCUCGGGCCAGCUCAGACAUCGUGUCCCUGGCUGGGCCCAGUGCUGGGCCAGGCAGCUCUGAAGGGGGCUGCUCCCGCCGCAGCUCUGCCACCGCUGAGGACCGGGCCCGGGAGCGCGUCCCCUAUGGCGUGUCGGUGGUAGAGCGCAACGCCCGUGUGAUCAAGUGGCUGUAUGGGUUGCGGCAGGCACGGGAGACCCCAGCAGUGGAGUGCUAGGCCUCCACAGGACCUGGACAGCAUUUUCAUAGGAUCGAUCUUAGAGAUGCAAUUGGCCCCUUGACCUCUCCUGGAUCCAUUACCUGCCUCCAGUGAACUUGGUACAUGGAGGCAAAGGCUCAGAGACUGGACCAGCAUCCAUCUGGCAAGAACUGACCUUGGAGAGAGUUGCCUCUUGACCUUGGACCACCCCUACCCCUCACAUGCAGGGUUUUUGAUGCUUGGUUCCUCUCCUGGGGCUGGAUUUGGGGCACUUCACCCUCCCCACCAAAAGUGAGGGGUCAUGGGAUCUCACUACUCCUGUCUACCCAGAGGCUCUGUUUCCUCCUUCCUUCCUUGGCCUCUGUCAUAUGCUGACUUCCUCUUCCUCACCCAGUGGGUCCUGGUCCCCUGGGAACUUGCCUGGGGCAGGGGCAGGGAGAAGUGGCAUAGCUACUGUUCUCUGGGGUCUUUGGCAGCUUGGCCUGGGUAGGUAGACUACAGGAGGGACUGGCUCAGAGUCGGCACUGCUUUGACUUCCCUCCCCUUGGUUAAUAAACACAAAUGCUUGUUUCUC